Messenger RNA from Dromaius novaehollandiae (emu), 3018 nucleotides. RefSeq names its product kelch like family member 40 (gene KLHL40). The transcript has 6 exons. The coding region runs from base 1 to 1860 and encodes 619 amino acids. Gene Ontology annotation, cellular component: A band; I band. Gene Ontology annotation, molecular function: protein binding. The record is from RefSeq and is a predicted model, not a curated record. Gene Ontology annotation, biological process: negative regulation of protein ubiquitination; skeletal muscle fiber development; negative regulation of proteasomal ubiquitin-dependent protein catabolic process. NCBI's taxonomy places the organism in Eukaryota, Metazoa, Chordata, Aves, Casuariiformes, Dromaiidae.
AUGGCUCUGCCUUUUGAUCAAGUGGAGGAACUGCGCCUCUACCAGCAAACUCUUCUCCAGGAUGGACUCAAAGACAUGUUGGACCACAGUAAGUUUCUGGACUGUGUCUUAAAAGUCAAGGGGAAGGAGUUUCCCUGCCAUCGGCUGGUGCUGGCAGCUUGCAGCCCGUACUUCCGGGCAAUGUUCCUCUCGGACAUGGAAGAGAGCAAGAAGAGGGAGGUCAGUUUGGAAGAUGUUGAUCCGGACGUCAUGGGCAAGAUCCUCCAUUAUAUCUACACCUCUGAGUUGGAGAUCACAGAGCAGAAUGUGCAGGACAUCUUCUCCGUGGCCAACAUGUUCCAGAUCCCCUCCAUCUUUACCGUCUGUGUGUCCUUUCUGCAGAAGCGGCUCUGCCUCAGCAACUGCUUGGCUAUCUUCAGGCUGGGGUUGAUGCUGGACUGUGCCCGGCUGGCUGUCGCAGCUCGGGAUUUCAUCUGUGAUCGCUUUGCACUAGUCUCCCGGGACGACGAGUUCUACCAGCUCUCCCCAGAUGAGCUCAUUGCCAUCAUCUCCAGUGAUUCCCUCAACAUCGAGAAAGAGGAGGUAGUCUUCGAAGUGGUGAUGAAGUGGGCAGGGACCAAGGACCGUGAGAGCCGGCAGAAAGCCCUACCAGUUGUCUUUGAAAGCAUCCGCUUCCGCCUCAUGCCCAAAGACUACAUCAAGGACCAUGUGGAGAAGCAUGCCAUGGUGAAGUCCAGCCCAGAGCUGCUCAAGAAAUUGCAGAUGGUGAAGGAUGCCCAGGAAGGCAAAUUCACUGUGGUGAAGAAGAAGAAAGUGAAGAAAAGCAGUGAAAAGCAAGCAAAAGACAAAAUUGUCAAUGGAGCAGUAGAUGAGGAAGAAGAGACAGAGGAGGAUGCCCUUCCAGGGAUCUUAAAUGACACAAUGCGCUUUGGGAUGUUCCUCCAGGACCUCAUUUUCAUGGUGAGCGACAGUGGAGCAGUGGCCUAUGAUCCCACCGCCAAUGAGUGUUAUUUUGCCUCUCUGUCUGCUCAAAUCCCGAAGAACCACAUCAGUCUGGUGACCAAAGAAAACCAGAUCUUCAUUGUGGGAGGACUGUACUACAAUGAGGACAGCAAAGAGGACCCCAUGAGUUCCUACUUCCUACAGUACGACCACCUGGACUCAGACUGGCUGGGGAUGCCCCCGCUGCCCUCUCCUCGCUGCCUUUUUGGCCUGGGAGAGGCUGAAAAUUCCAUUUUUGUGGUCGGCGGGAAAGAGCUGAAAGAGGGCGAAAAGACUUUGGACUCUGUCUUGUGCUACGACCGUCUGUCCUUCAAGUGGGGUGAAGCAGACUCUCUUCCCUAUGCAGUCUAUGGCCACGCGGUGGUAUCGCACAAGGACCUCAUCUAUGUCAUAGGCGGCAAAGGAAGUGACAAGAAGUGUCUGAAGAAGAUGUGUGUCUACAACCCGAAUAAGUUUGAGUGGAAGGAGCUGGCUCCCAUGAAAACUGCCCGUUCCUUGUUCGGAGCAACUGUGCACAAUGACAAAAUCUACGUGGCAGCUGGCGUGACCGACUCCGGCUUGACGAACUCAGUGGAAGUGUAUGACAUUGCAUCCAACAAGUGGGACACCUUCACGGACUUCCCUCAGGAGCGCAGCUCGGUCAGCCUGGUGAGCUUGUCUGGGAUACUCUACCUGCUCGGGGGAUUCGCCACGGUGGAGACGGAGUCAGGAGAGCUGGUGCCAACUGAGCUGAAUGACGUUUGGAGAUAUGAUGAAGAACAGAAGAAGUGGGAAGGGGUCCUCCGAGAGAUCCAGUAUGCUUCUGGUGCCACUUUCCUUCCCGUGCGCCUCAACGUUUUGCGGCUAACAAAGAUGUAAUGAGGCAUGGUUUAUUUUUUUUCCAUGGGGCUCUGGGGCAAGGAGGAAGCAUCAGGGGGGUGGGGAGGGUUGAGUUCAUGCCUAUCAGCGCAGGAAUGUGGCAGGGUUUCUCUGCAUACGGUGUAGGACAUUGCAUCUGUGAUUGAUUGUUACCACGUCAUCUAGUCAAACUGGAAAGGGGAAAAAUCAUCUUGAAGCCAUACGGGAACUUGAAGCUGCUCACGGUAUAACUAGAGAGGGGAUCUGAGGACUCCAAGGAGCUGGGGUAGACUAAUGAGCAUGGAGCAAAGACCUCCACCAGUCUCAGUAGACAGGACAAAAAGGUCUAUAUUCUUGUUCCACUUCUUUCUCCAGCUUCUUCCCUACCUUCUCUGUUGAACCUCCCCAACCAUGCGUGGAGGCAGAGAGGGGCUCCCAAGGGGCUAAGCUGAAGUUCCCCCAGGCCAGGGGGUCUCUAAUGUAUUUCCCCACCCGAGGUAGCUGUAAGCAGUGUGGUGUUAGACAUGUCCUCUGAGAGGAAGAGGAGAGCAGAGGCAAAGGCAAGUGGUGCAGGUUGGACCUGGGGGACUUUGAUGAUCUCCAGAGUGAUGACGGUUGUUGGAGUGAGACGGUGAAAAGAGCACGUGUGCAUGGGCAGGAGAAACGCCUUGGACAUUGCAACGUAAAGAAAAGAAUUGUAGUUCCUUUGUCUCCACCUAGUCUUUGGACUGAAGAGACACCAGGAGCUAAGGUCUGCAGGAGGGACAGAGCUGUGCAAGCAGUGGGGUAGGUAAGGGGGAGACAGGGAGGGAGGACCAUGUGUGGUCAUCACCAUCCUUUCGAGCUGAUCAAGCAGAGCUGCAUCCUUUCCACCUUCAAUCACAGGCUGCAGUGUCCUCACCUCUGGCUGGACAAAUGCUGUUUGUCGGGGAAAGGUUUUAUAUUUAUGUUGUCUCACUUAUUUUUAAUUUUUUUUUAAGAAUAUCCUAGUUUGCAAAGUACAUGGAGAUUUCAAAUGUGUUUGAUUCAAAGAGUUUCAUAUUGAUGAUUUUUUUUUUUAAGUUAUCCAUAAUGAUGUUUUGAUAGAAACAUAACCUUACUGGCAGCAGGACAGAGACCUGGCGGAGUGAAAAACUCCUGAUAUCCACGCCAUCCGACCAGUGGUUUAUUUAAAAAUAA